This is a messenger RNA of Gracilinanus agilis (Agile Gracile Mouse Opossum), 2341 nucleotides long. It is a transcript of the gene EXTL1, whose product is annotated as exostosin like glycosyltransferase 1. NCBI's taxonomy places the organism in Eukaryota, Metazoa, Chordata, Mammalia, Didelphimorphia, Didelphidae. The transcript has 6 exons. Gene Ontology annotation, cellular component: Golgi apparatus. The record is from RefSeq and is a predicted model, not a curated record. The coding region runs from base 758 to 2341 and encodes 527 amino acids. Gene Ontology annotation, molecular function: glucuronosyltransferase activity; acetylglucosaminyltransferase activity.
GGUGGUAAAGGCAGCGCACACUGGAAGGAGAGAAUCUGAUAUUGCCUCCAAUGGGAAUCCCCCUGCUAUUCCCCUCCCUGAGAGCCCUGGAUCUGAGAGUUCUGGGUAGAGCCUGCCCUGGCAGAGGGUUCUGCUCCCCGUGCUGGAGACUCUCCGCUCCUCAUGGCCCAGAAGGAAACCUUCUCCCCAAAUGAAGAAAAGCUAAGGGGAAAUCAAAGAGUUAGAGUCCCACCUCAACCAGUGCUUGACCUUGGGCAAGUCUGAACUUCUCUAAGCCUUUUUUCCCUCCUCUGUACAAUAAGAGGGACUGAAUUAGAUGAUCGCUGGGGUCCUUCAAAUAUUUGGAUUCUUUGAGGGAGGAGAACUGUGCCCAUUGCCUUCUGUGUACUCUCGGGCAUGACCUGUAGAAUUAACCUGUUGGCUCUGUUCUCUUCCCAUCCCAGUCAUCCCCAACUGACUCUGUUCCUGUUCAAAGUUGAGUGGUAUCAGAUAGGGCAGGCACCCAGGGAUCUGGGGGGUAGUGGAAACAAAAGGCAUAUCGUUCAGUCCCUGAGACCAAGGCAGCAGAGUUCUCUGCCAAAAGGAAUAGGAAGAUAAGAAUGGAAGACUGGAUUGGAGCAGGCCCCUUCAGGUAGAGAUUGGGAGGAAAACGAACAUUCCUCUUCUUUCCUUUCCACCUCUGUGACACCCCAUCAUUGCACAGCAUCCCUCUUUCUUGCACGUCUUCCCACCUGAUCCCAGGUAGCCUAAUGGACAUAUGCAGUCCAGGAGAAGGAAAUACCUUUGGUUGAUACUUUCAGCCUCCUGGCUCCUCCUUGUCCUCUUAGGGGCUCCUCGUCUCCGACAGCUUGCCAUCCCCCCGGGCCUGAGACCCAGGACGCUGACCAGCUGGCCCCGAUGGCUGGAUCAGGAGCUUCUACCAAAUUUUGUGGAGCCUGAGGAGCUGACCAAAGACCCCUGCCCACCCUCCUGUAGUACCCACCAGUGGCAGAGGCAGAGGCCUGGCUGCCUCAUGGAGACAUGCUUUGACACUUCCAGAUGCCAGAGCCAAGGCUUCAAGGUGUUUGUAUACCCUGUAGGGCUGACCCAGCCCAUCUCUGAAAUUCACCAUAAAGUCCUGGCUUCCAUCGAGGGAUCCGGCUACCACACGGCCAACCCUGAGGAGGCUUGUCUCUUUGUCCUCCCAGGGGAUGCCCUGAGCCCCCAGCUGCUACCACUGUGGAAUGGAGGGCAGAAUCAUCUCAUUUUCCAUCUCCACCCAGGCUCUUGGCCUGAUCUGGGCUUUGAUUCGGGGCAGGCCAUGUUGGCCAGAGCCAGUCCCAAACCGGAGACAUUAAGGCUUGGCUUUGAUGUUGCCCUCCCACUCUUUCCCCAGAGUUACCCACAGAGGGGUGGGAGUAGAGGCCAACUGGCCCAUCUUAUUCCCUCUCCUGGAGAGGACCUGCUGGCCUUUGAAGGCCAGGCAGACACGUGGGUCACUGGCUCUUCCAACCACCUGGACCAGAAUAAUAUUUUGAUCAUCAGUGAUCACCAUGGUGAGGCCAGCAAACAACACAGAGAUGGGCCGUGUAAACAGGACCACGACACUGAUCAGUCUGAGGAUCAGAAACGCCUGUACAACUCUACCUUCUGUUUCAUUCCCCCGAACUGCCACCUGGGCUCCUUCCACCUCCUCCAGGCCCUGAAGGCAGGAUGCAUCCCUGUGCUACUGAGCAGCGGCUGGGAGCUCCCCUUCUCUGAGGUCAUUGACUGGGGCACUGCGACCAUCAAGAUUGAUGAGAGGCACCUGCUCCAGAUCAAGCCAGCCCUCCAAGAGCUGCCCCCUGCCCGGGUCCUUGCCCUCCGCCAGCAGACCCAGUUUUUGUGGGAUGCCUACUUUUCUUCAGUGGAGAAGAUUGUCCACACCACCCUGGAGAUCAUCAGAGACCGGAUCUUUAGAGCAGCCGCCCGGCCCUGGCUGCUGUGGAAUGCCCCUCCUGGGGGGCUCCUGGCCCUCCCCACCUUCUCCACCCAGCUGGGAGACUUUCCCUUCUAUUAUCUGCAACGUGGUAUGUUUCCCCUGGGGAGAUUCCACUGCCAUGACUGGACUCCUGGAAGCCCUCCCUGCCCCUGUCACAGGCCUGUAAACAUUCCACAGAGGUCUUCUUCUCCAGAGAGACCGUCGUGCCCAGUUUCCCCUGACCCAGAGGCUUUCAUAAACACCCGAACCGAAGGGGCAAAGGGGGGGAAGGACGGAGGCUUAGGAGUCGGCGCGCUGGGGAGCAUGGUGUUGUGGGAAGAACACAGCAUUGGAGCCAGCUAUCCUGGGUUUGGAGACCAGCCUUGCCUCCUAACUGCCUAG